AUGAAGGAAAAGCUGAAUUUAAAGCUCAAUGAUGCGAUAACAAAGUUCCCUGAAAAGGAAAGUUUUACGAUUUUCGACGAAAAGAUGACAAAUAUAAUUGGUGAAGAAAAAACAGAAGGCACAACUAUUUUUAAAUUUCCAAGUAAUCAAACUGGAUUUGAAGGAAUCAAUUUGACACCAAUAAUCGGUCAAAAAACAAAUGAUCAAAAAGAAAAUGAAGAUAAAGAGGGAAAUGGUGAAGAAGACAAUGAUAAUGAUGGAAGUCAACCAGAAGAAGAUUAUUUUCUUGAUUCAAAUGAAGCAGAGAAUGAAAGAAUAAGUAAUGAUGGACAUAAUAAUAAAAAAGAAGGUGAAACUGAAGUAAAAGAGAAAGAUGGAAAGAACAAUCAAUAUGACAAUGAUGAAGAGAAAAAAGUUGAUGAUAAUGAAGAAACAAAUAAUCAUGAAGAGACUAUACAACAAACUCAAAAUGAAAAUUUGUUGGAUAAAGUUGUUGACAACAUUGUGGACAAUGUCCUUGGAAUUCGAAUUUCAAAUUUAAAUAGUCAAGAAGAUGAAAUCUUGAAUGACCCUGAAAUGAAAACUAUUUUGGAUAAUAUUGAUAUAGACAAGGAAAAAUCUAAAGAUAGAAAUAAAGGAGGAAUAGAAACUAAGAACACGAAAGACGGAGGUGAAGAUAAACAUACAGAAACCGAGAAAGGAAAUGCAGAAGAUAAAGGACCAUCAAAGCAUGAUCUAGAUCAACCAAGAGAGAAGAAGCUUGCUGAUGCUUUCAAAUGCAGAAUAAUAGACACAAAACCCAAACUGACACAUCGGGAGAGUAUUAUUUGUGAAUGGUUGCUCAGCUUACAAGGCAAUAUAUCAGAUGUGGUUGUCCAAACAAAAUAUGGUCAUAUAAUAGAAAGAGCAGUUAUCAAAAGUCUAUAUGCAAACACAGAGAUUUUUGGAGAAGUUUUAGACGCUUGGUCUGAUUUACUUAACCACCAAGAACUGGAAAUGGAUUUUGGAAAUUCACCAUAUAGACUCUUCUUGAAAGUUGGAGUUUCUACUGGUUAUCUAACUUCAACAUUGUCCGAUGAAAUAAAGUAUGAAAAAUUCAAGGAGAACAUUCAUGACAGUACCAAUGGGUACAAAAAAAUAUUGAACAUAAAAGAUAUUGACAUGUGUGAUGCUAUAGAACAGUUUGUGUUGAAGACGAAUGGAUUUGAAGUACAUGUAAGAUGA
This is a messenger RNA of Lactuca saligna, 1224 nucleotides long. Lineage: Eukaryota; Viridiplantae; Streptophyta; Magnoliopsida; Asterales; Asteraceae. The record is from the annotation of a GenBank genome assembly.